Pyrus x bretschneideri (Chinese white pear) is the source of this 838-nucleotide messenger RNA. Its product is annotated as protein BREAKING OF ASYMMETRY IN THE STOMATAL LINEAGE. The transcript is spliced from 5 exons. The record is from RefSeq and is a predicted model, not a curated record. Bases 6 to 794 code for a protein of 262 amino acids. Gene Ontology annotation, biological process: regulation of asymmetric cell division. Lineage: Eukaryota; Viridiplantae; Streptophyta; Magnoliopsida; Rosales; Rosaceae.
UCAAAAUGUGCAGCACACCAUGGACAAUGACAAGGCUAGUGAGAUGGCGCGUGAAGGACUGGGCUUCGUGUUUCUUGGCUUGCAGGUUUCUUUUGGAUGAUGAACCAGCUGAUAAAUGUUGCCCAGCAACGCCGCAAUUGCCAAUACGAAACAUGGCUUUCGAUAUGCUGGGCGAAAGCAGAAGCAAUGAGACGGGGAAAAAGAUGUCUAGGCAAAAAAACUGUGACAGAGAGCGACGACUAAGACACAGUACUAAACAAGCUAAAGACACAAGCUGCAGGCCACGUUUUUCAGAUGAGGAGUAUAUAGUGUUCUGCUUUAAAGAAGAUGGAGCAUUUGAAGUUGUGAAAAACGGCAAACUGGAAGCAUCGAACACCAUAGAUUGCGCGUCAAGAAACUCACCGAGGCCUGCCAAUCGGAAGCUUAGCCAUGGGCAGGAUACAAGAGCAGUUGAAAGGCGUAGCAAUGAGAAGAGGUUGACUGAAAAGGCUUAUGAUAUUUACCCUACAAAUGAUGGAAAAUGUAUCAUCUUUGACCAAAAGCACGAGGAAGAAGAGGAAAACCGCUCGGGUCAAGAACCACCUCCGAGUAGAGAUGUCAAGGAUCGUUCGACCGUGUCAGUUGAAUCAAGCGAUUCAAGUCAAUCGGAUGGCAGCACAGGCUCUUUCGCGUUUCCGGUGUUGGGCAGGGAAUGGAAUGGCAGUCCUGUGCAAAUGCCGAUAUCAGAAGCUAUGGACUUGAGAAAGCACAAGGCUCGCUGCAUCGGCUUUCGGUUUCAGUGCCGUCGAUUCUGAAAUUCGAUGUGUUUUUCUCAAAUAUUUUCCCCAUGAGGUUAGAU